Molecule: messenger RNA, 2480 nt
Organism: Daucus carota subsp. sativus
Lineage: Eukaryota; Viridiplantae; Streptophyta; Magnoliopsida; Apiales; Apiaceae
Product: interactor of constitutive active ROPs 2, chloroplastic
Exons: 5
Coding region: 359-2224 (621 amino acids)
Source: RefSeq, a predicted model, not a curated record
UUACACACUCUCCCCACUGACAAGAAGACUGAGACGCGAAGCCAAAGAGAGAGAACCAAAGAUAAUAGUAAUGUAAUGCAAUAUAAUGUGUUCUUGAAAUUUGUGUACAUACUAAUACUGGGAAACAACAACGCGAGUGGAGCAGACCAAGCUUGUUUAGGGUUUCUUUAUUCAUCUGCUCCCCCCAUUUUAUUUCUCAAUUUCAAACACACACACACACAGUGUCUCUCUCUCUGUUCGUUUCGCAGCCGCAGCUUCAUCUUUUCAGGAUUCCUCUAAGCUGCCGCAGGUCUUUGUGCAGUUGAGUAGGUGGGCCUUCAGCGUAGAGUGAUAUAUCUUCUUUCUGAGGAAUUCUAAUAUGCAGACACCAAAGACAAGAACUGGAUCCUUGGAAGUGCCUCAAAGGUCAUCGCCAGCUACACCCCGAAGUAAUAAGCAGCAGAAGACGACAGGGGCAGACUCCGAUUCAGUUCCCUCUCCAGCAACAAGGACACCUGUAGCAAGAAGUCCCAAAAUCGCUGAUCGCCGAUCUCCUCGUAGUCCAGCAUCUGAGGCGAAGAAACGACCUGGAAGAAUAUCUGAUCUGGAAAAUCAGCUUAGUCAGCUGCAAGAGGAACUGAAAAAGGCAAAUGACCAGCUGAAGUCAUCUGAGUCAUUGAAGAAGCAGGCUCAGCUAGACAAUGAAGAAGCAAAGAAACAGCUGGAUGCUAUGUCAGCAAAGCUUGAGGAGUCUGAACAGCAGAUACAUGAACUUUCUGCUUCUGAGGAUUCUCGAGUUCAAGAACUGCGUAAAAUCUCUCAGGAUCGAGAUAGAGCAUGGCAGUCUGAACUUGAAGCUGUCCAGAAACAUCACUCAAUAGACUCUGCUGCCUUGUCUUCUGCCAUGAAUGAUAUACAGAAGUUAAAGAUGCAACUUGAGCGAGUAGCUGAAUCUGAAGCUACUUAUGCUAGGCGUGCAGAAUCAGCUCAUGCUGAGGUACAGAGCUUAAGGCAGGAACUAAGUGAAACACUAAAUCUGGUUGAGAGUCUGAAACAUGAGCUAAGUGAUUGUGAAGAAUCUAAAGCUCAGGCAUUGGAAGCUGUCAAAGAAACUGAAUCGCAGUUAGUGAUGGCAAGAUCAACUGAGGAAACAUUAAGGUCUGAAGGCCUGAAAGCUAAGGAAGCUUACAAUUCUGUUGCUGUGGAAUUGGAGCAAUCCAAAAAUCAAGUUCUUCAUCUGGAGGGACUUGUAAGCAAACUUCAGAAGGAAUUUGCCAGUGAAAGCAGCAAAAGUACAGCAGAUCCUUCAGGGAGUAUCACAGUUGCUCAGGAAAGUGAUGAAUAUGAGAAAUCAGGUGAGGUCGAAAAGGAGCUUAACAAUGUUAAAUCUGAGGUAGUUCAGUUAAGGUCUGAAUUAGAGGCAGCUGAAAGAAGAUAUCAGGAAGAAUAUAUCCAAAGCACACUGCAGAUCAGAAGUGCAUAUGAAGUAGUGGAGCACACCAAGUUAGAAUCUCGCAAGCGUGAAGCUGAAUUAGAGGCAAUUUUGAACUCGGCAAAAUCUGAUGUUGAAGAAUUAAAGUCAAAGCUGAUGGACAAGGAAACAAAUUUCCACACCAUAUCGGAGGAGAAUCAAGGCUUACAUUUAAAGGUUAUGGAGAAUCAGUUGUCUGGAAGAGAGUCUGAACUUGAAUUAGAGGUGAAAAAGUUUGAGCAGGAUUUAGUGGAAUUGAAAGCGAGUUUGCUGGACAAAGAGAUUAAAUUGCAGGGCAUCACAGAGGAAAAUGAGACACUGAAGAUGGAAAUAGAGAAGAGAGAGCUAGAGAAAGACAAGGUGAAUGACGAGACCCUGGAACUAGCUGAAGCAGCAAGGGAUGCAGAGCGGGAAGCACUAAUGAAGCUCAGUUAUUUGACAGAGGAAGCUGAUAAAAGUAGUAGGAAGACAGCUCGAGUUACUGAACAGCUGGAUGCAGCUCAGGCGGCAAAUGCGGAGAUGGAAGCUGAACUGAGGAGAUUGAAGGUGCAAUCUGAUCAGUGGAGGAAAGCGGCUGAGGCAGCUGCUGCUAUGCUUACGACUGGUAAUAAUGGCAAGAUUGAGAGGAGUGGUUCUCUUGACAACAACUAUCAUACCAUUGGAGGAAAGUUGAGUUCACCCUUUUCAGAGGACAUGGACGACGAGUCUCCAAAGAAGAAGAAUGGAAACAUGCUGAAGAAAAUCGGAAUUCUGCUAAAGAAGAGCCAGAAAUAAAACCAUAUGGCAGAUUGCAGUUACAUGUGAGUUCCAUUGUUAUUUCAGGAAGAUUUCUAGGUGGUAGCUGUUGGGCUUCAAAAAAUAUUAAGCAGGAUAACUAUUUGGCAGAAGUUUUUGUAUAGUUAUGCGGAAGUAGACGAACCUUGUUAAUCUAUUUCACCUUCCAUAUGUCGUGGGGGAUCUUACAUUAACCACAACUAUGUAAUCGCUAUUUCUCUCUUUCUCAUAUGUCCUCUUUAUCUUUUGCUGUUUA